UCACCGAUCCACGGAAAGAACCGAAGAUGUCGGCUCGGUCAUGUGAUCAGCUGUGUCCAAUCACAGCUGAUCACAUGUAAAUAGGGAAAUGCCAAUUAUUGGCAUUUCUCUGCUCACGAGCUCAGUGCCACCUGUCAGUGCCCAUCAAUGCCAGCUGUCAGUGCCCAUCAGUGCCACCUGCCAGUGCCCAGCAGUGCCACAUCAAUGCCACAUAUCAGUACCUACCAGUGCACAUCAAUGCCACAUAUCAGUACCUACCAGUGCACAUCAAUGCCACAUAUCAGUACCUACCAGUGCACAUCAAUGCCACAUAUCAGUG
Molecule: messenger RNA, 319 nt
Organism: Staurois parvus
Lineage: Eukaryota; Metazoa; Chordata; Amphibia; Anura; Ranidae
Source: the annotation of a GenBank genome assembly